Molecule: messenger RNA, 1836 nt
Organism: Capsella rubella
Lineage: Eukaryota; Viridiplantae; Streptophyta; Magnoliopsida; Brassicales; Brassicaceae
Exons: 1
Coding region: 34-1647 (537 amino acids)
Source: RefSeq, a predicted model, not a curated record
AAGAUUCUACUAUAACACAGUUUUCUAAGAAAAAUGAACCAAGUCCAAGAAAAUACAAUGGAUCCAUGGUCAUGGAUAUGCGAGCUACCAGAAUCUCCUGAGUUCGUCGAGUCUGAUCAUUCACACGCAGUGUUUCAGCUGGCAGGUGACUUAACACGUUCCAUCAAACUUAGAGCUGAAUGGGAUUCUAGUUCUGAACCAGACUCUCACUCUCUCACCUUCAAAGUGAUAGUAGAAGGUUUCAACCGCCUUGAAAGACCGACCAUAUGGGUCUCGGACACAUGUCUCUUGUCUUCGGAGAAACCGUUUCUCCCUUUGGUUCUCCAGCUUCUUCGAGAACUAAUCUCCCAUUCUCCUACCUCACGUGAAGGUGCGUGCACAAAGUCGUCUGAGCUACUUGAGAUCAAACCAGGUCCGGUUAGUUGGGUCAUGGACUCUCACUCACCCGAGUCUUUCUCUUCGGUGUUUAACCUAAUCCUCCUCAUGCGUCUCUUUUGGUUGUGUGUAUUCAACGCUCCUAGUGAAGUAGGUUCUUUCUUCUUCCAACACUUACUUGGUCCACACGUGAACGCACUUACGUGUCAACAAGCUCCUGUGUUACGAACGUUUCUGGUCUCCCUUGGUGUAGACGCUGAGCUUUGCAUCGUACGUGCUGCUUCUUACGCGUUAUCCAAAUGGAUGAUCUCUAAGGAGGUGGGACUAGGGAACCUCGGGUUGAAACAGUUCAGCAACAGUCUCAUGCCACGUCAAUCUUUGGGGUUUUCUUAUGCAACCGAAGCUCAUGGGCUUUGGAUCUUGAAAGGCUAUUUCCCAAUCUUGUCAAUGAACGUUACAAAUAAUAGCUCUAACGAGCUUCAGAACAAAAUCGUCAAGUUUCCAUUCGUAGAGCCCAAAGAAGCUGUCUUACGUUACGCUUUGUCUCACCAACAAGUCGAAGUACUCGUACAGUUUGAAUACUCCGUUAAGUUCCACGAGAGCUACAUCAAAGUGAACGCACGUGUUGACAACAUACGCAUCCACGUGUCGAAGCUAGGGUUUCAGAAAGGAGGAGUUGGCGUGGAGAGUCAGAUAGCGGAUUGUUACUCGGAGGAGAAGUACUUCCCAUCCCGGGUAAGGGUCUGGCUCGGGCCAGAAAUCGGGUCGAGCCACGUGUCCGGGCUAAGCCUAGGACGGUCGACCAAGAACGAGGAGAGAGAGGUCGAAGUGACGAGAGUUCUAAAGGGAAACUUCGGAAAAGGGAAAGUGGCUCCGAGAGUUAAGGCAAGAGCAAGAAUGUCAACAAAGAAGAAGGUUAAAGACUGGAGAAUCGAACAGGACAGCGAAGGAAACGCUGCGGUUUUUGACGCGGUCUUGUACGAUAAAGAUAGCGGCCAAGAAGUGACGACCGGGAAGCCGAACCCGAACGGAGAGGGUUUAAAGAAUGUGUUUACGAAGAGUGGAGGAAUGGUGUUUGGAAAAGAUGAGUAUGGAGAUGAAGUUGGGUGGAGAGUUGGGAGAGAGAUGGAAGGAAGUGUGUUGAAGUGGAGAAUGGGUGGUAAAAUUUGGUUAACGUAUUGGCCAAACAAGUUAAACACUUCGUUUUAUGAGACUAGAUGUGUUGAGUGGUCUGAUGAGGUUGAUUUGCCUUUGCUUCCCACUUCUAAUUAGUAGUGUCGCGAAAUAAGAGAAACUAUAGAUAACGUGUCGGUCACAAAUUGGUAUAUGUGUUUGUAAAUAUUAGUUAUGGCUUCAUAAAUAUAUAGUUACUUAGGGUAUCCGGCGUACGUCGCGAUCAAUUGUAUUCGCAUAAACUUUUUGCGUUACUACUUUUAAUAAAUCCUAAGUGUUAAUACCAAA